CGUUGUGCGGUGAAGUUGCGCCUUCGUUCUGAAAAUCUGAAAAUCUGAAAGUCCAGCAAAGAUACUCGGACUGUGCGGUGCAUCCUUUGGAGAUCCAGACUGCGAUCCAUUCAGCUCUAGCUUUUGACCCAACAAAUCAACACCAGCAAAAUGAGAGAAAUUGUCCAUCUGCAGGCCGGCCAGUGCGGCAACCAAAUCGGCGCUAAGUUCUGGGAGAUCAUUUCCGAGGAACAUGGCAUCGACAGCAAUGGCAUCUAUGUGGGCGACAGUGAUCUUCAGCUGGAGCGUGUUAGUGUCUACUACAACGAGGCAUCGGCAGUCACGCGGUCGUCGGGAGGCAAAUAUGUGCCAAGGGCCAUCCUGCUCGAUCUGGAGCCGGGAACCAUGGAGUCGGUGCGAUCGGGUCCCUACGGACAGCUCUUCCGGCCGGACAACUUUGUGUACGGACAGUCGGGAGCGGGCAACAACUGGGCCAAGGGUCACUACACCGAGGGCGCCGAACUGGUGGACAAUGUUCUGGAUGUGGUCCGCAAGGAGUGCGAGAACUGCGACUGCCUGCAGGGCUUCCAACUGACGCACUCGCUGGGCGGCGGAACUGGCUCCGGAAUGGGCACCCUGCUGAUCUCGAAGAUCCGCGAGGAGUACCCAGAUCGCAUAAUGAACACCUACUCGGUGGUGCCUUCUCCCAAAGUGUCCGACACGGUGGUGGAACCCUACAACGCCACCUUGUCGAUCCAUCAGCUGGUGGAGAACACAGACGAGACGUACUGCAUCGACAACGAGGCGCUGUAUGAUAUCUGUUUCAGGACCCUGAAGGUGUCGAACCCGAGCUACGGAGAUCUGAACCAUCUGGUCUCACUGACCAUGUCCGGCGUGACCACCUGCCUCCGUUUCCCCGGCCAACUGAAUGCCGAUCUUCGCAAGCUGGCGGUCAACAUGGUACCAUUCCCGCGUCUGCACUUCUUCAUGCCCGGAUUCGCUCCGCUCACCUCUCGGGGAUCUCAGCAGUACAGGGCUCUGACGGUUCCCGAGCUGACCCAGCAGAUGUUCGAUGCCAAGAACAUGAUGGCCGCCUGUGAUCCCCGACAUGGUCGCUACCUCACCGUGGCCGCCGUCUUCCGCGGUCGCAUGUCCAUGAAGGAGGUGGACGAGCAAAUGCUGGCCGUUCAGAACAAGAACAGUUCGUACUUCGUCGAAUGGAUCCCGAACAAUGUGAAGACGGCCGUCUGCGAUAUCCCGCCAAAGGGCCUGAAGAUGUCCUCGACGUUCAUCGGGAACACCACGGCCAUCCAGGAGCUGUUCAAGCGGAUCUCCGAGCAGUUCUCGGCCAUGUUCCGGCGCAAGGCCUUCUUGCAUUGGUACACCGGCGAGGGCAUGGACGAGAUGGAGUUCACCGAGGCGGAGAGCAACAUGAACGACCUGGUGUCCGAGUACCAGCAGUACCAGGAGGCCACCGCCGACGACGAGUUCGAUCCGGAUGUUAAUGAGCCGGAGGUCGAGGGCGAUUGUAUUUAAUGGUGUGGCCAGAGGAAUGAGGGGCGUGCGUGACGAAGGUCCGGGGGAUGUCCUGUUUCUGCGCGGCAUGCGGCACCAGCUGGCGGCCAAGCACUGCAGUAUCCUUUGACCCCGUCCCUACACACACACAGCCACAUUACACUACCAUACCACUACCAUAACAAGCAAACACACACACGGACAGGAGACAGGACACAAGCACAGACAGACAGGAAGGUCAAGCGUAGUUAGAACAUCAAACGGAAAUGUUCCAAAAGCUCAUGCUUCCUCUAUUCCCCAUCAUCCAUCCACCCAUCCAUCAUCUCUCAUCUCACAUCGCGCAUCUUCAUCUUUUUGUCCAUUUCGGACACUCUUCACCCUCCUAUACUCUAUAAACUAUAUACACUUUACACGGAGGCACGUCUAUCGCAUUUCUCGCAGCCAUUUUCACCCACUUUCCACUCUUUCACCUCUUUUCAUAACCCUUACUAUUAUCUCACAUCAUUUUUAUACAACUAUUUAUUAUUAUAUCGCAACGUCAGCAAGAAGGAACCACAAGUAUCUAGUAUUUCAAAAUAUAACGAAUUUAUACAGAAAUCUCGAGAAGUGUCCAACGUCCAGAAAGUUAGCACUCAAGACUCGGCAAUACCAUACAUUUAGAGCUAUAUACGAUACGAUGUACGAGCUUAUCCAAAGAUAAUCGAUUGACCACUCUCAUGAGAUCCUCUAAUAAAGGCAAUUUCUAAAAGCAUCCGCAAUUGUAUUUACAUAAUCUUAGGGCACAAUCUAUUCAUUUUGUAUUCGUGUGCAGUACUUUCUCUUGUAGUUUUAUUUGAAUAAAAAAUAUUUGUACCCAAAUAAAUGACUAAUAAUGGCAAACAUUUUUGACAAAUAAUAAAUGGAAUUUAUUUAAAAUUA
This is a messenger RNA of Drosophila subpulchrella, 2412 nucleotides long. It is a transcript of the gene betaTub60D, whose product is annotated as tubulin beta-3 chain. The record is from RefSeq and is a predicted model, not a curated record. The coding region runs from base 151 to 1515 and encodes 454 amino acids. Gene Ontology annotation, molecular function: GTP binding; structural constituent of cytoskeleton; GTPase activity. The transcript is spliced from 4 exons. Gene Ontology annotation, cellular component: cytoplasm; microtubule. Gene Ontology annotation, biological process: microtubule cytoskeleton organization; mitotic cell cycle. NCBI's taxonomy places the organism in Eukaryota, Metazoa, Arthropoda, Insecta, Diptera, Drosophilidae.